AUGGAUUUACGAACACUGAACGAGACCUCUACGUUCUUGGAGUGUGUGGGAGCGCAAGGCGCUGCGUCAAACAGAACAAUGAACGUCAGUCUGGGACUCACAAACAUCACCACCUGUGGAAACGAGUCCGUGGUGCUCAAACCGCAGCAUGUCAAACAGAAAGAGGUGGACUCUCUGCGUAUCCUGCUCUAUUCGGUCAUCUUCCUCCUCAGUGUGUUGGGCAACCUGCUCAUUAUCGUGGUCCUGGCAGUCAACAAGCGCAUGAGGACGGUCACCAACUCCUUCCUGCUGUCCCUGGCAGUCAGCGACCUGAUGAUGGCCAUCUUCUGCAUGCCCUUCACCCUCAUCCCCAACCUCCUGGAGGACUUCAUCUUUGGAGCCGCCAUGUGCAAGAUAGUGGCCUACCUCAUGGGUGUAUCCGUGAGCAUCUCCACCUUCAGCCUGGUUGCCAUAGCGAUCGAGCGCUACAGCGCCAUCUGCAACCCGCUGAAAUCGCGGGCGUGGCAGACCCGUUCCCAUGCCUACCGGGUGAUCGCCGCCACCUGGCUCCUGUCCUUCAUGAUCAUGACCCCCUACCCCGUGUUCAGCCACCUGAAGCACGUUCCCUUAAAGGACAACAUCACCAUCGCACGCAUGUGUCGCCACAUCUGGCCCUAUCCGGAGGUGGAGCAAGCCUGGAACAUGAUGUUGCUGCUUACGCUCUUUGUUGUUCCGGGGGUGGUGAUGAUUGUGGCCUAUGGACUCAUCUCCAGAGAGCUGUACCGGGGAAUCCAGUUUGAGAUGGUUCAGAAGACAUCAUCCCCCGGUCUAAAGAACGGCCUGACCACCACCGGGGCUUGCGGCAGCGACGACGGUGAUGGAUGCUACGUCCAGCUCGCCAAGCGACCGCGCUCCAUGGAGAUGUCCACUCUGACAUCAUCGACGACAACCGCGUCCAAAUUGGAGCGUCCCCGCAGCAACACCUCGGAGGCCAAGCUCUUGGCCAAGAAGCGCGUGAUCCGGAUGCUGGUGGUGAUUGUUGCUCUGUUCUUCCUGUGCUGGUUGCCCCUCUACUGCGCCAACACCUGGAAGGCUUUCCACCCCGUCUCUGCCCGCCGUGCCCUCUCUGGUGCCCCCAUCUCCUUCAUCCACCUCCUGUCCUACACCUCGGCCUGCGUUAACCCCAUCACCUACUGCUUCAUGAACACACGCUUCCGCACUGCGCUGCUCGCCACCUUCGCCUGCUGCUGCCGCCCGCCCUGCCGACACAGACGCCACGGGCUGCGGGAUGGAGAGGAGGACGCCAUGGCUAUGGGGGUGUCCAUGUCCAAAUUUAGUUACACCACGGUCAGCACUAUGGGGACGUGCUGAGGGAGGAACCAUUGACUGACUGGGGGACG
This is a messenger RNA of Oncorhynchus mykiss (rainbow trout), 1379 nucleotides long. The record is from RefSeq and is a predicted model, not a curated record. NCBI's taxonomy places the organism in Eukaryota, Metazoa, Chordata, Actinopteri, Salmoniformes, Salmonidae.